This is a messenger RNA of Trichoderma harzianum CBS 226.95, 4408 nucleotides long. RefSeq lists its product as hypothetical. The coding region runs from base 1 to 4383 and encodes 1460 amino acids. Gene Ontology annotation, molecular function: ATP hydrolysis activity; ABC-type transporter activity; ATP binding. Lineage: Eukaryota; Fungi; Ascomycota; Sordariomycetes; Hypocreales; Hypocreaceae. Gene Ontology annotation, cellular component: membrane. The record is from RefSeq and is a predicted model, not a curated record. Gene Ontology annotation, biological process: transmembrane transport. The transcript is spliced from 16 exons.
AUGAUUCGCCACCGGUCUUACAACGCCACGGCGUGUGGUGAUGGCUUCUUCGGCCCGGCGGUUUGGGCCGAUGGCUGUCGAGGUGGCUUCGACUUUACACUGUCGUUUGAAGAAAGCAUCUUGUCCACGCUCCCCGCUGCUCUGUUUCUCCUAUUGUCCAUUCCACGAGCCUUCUACCUCCUACGAACUCCCGACAAGGCGAAGCGACGAUCAGCUUAUACACCAAAACUAAUCGCAUCAAGUGCAUAUGCAGGCAUCCAAGUCGGCGCCCUAGCCAUCGUCGCCUCUUCACGACUCCUCAACACCAGAUUCUCUCUCGCCGCCGCCAUUCUCAACCUCAUCGCCGCGUGCUGCAUCGUUCUCCUCUCGCACAUCGAACACGUCAAAUCCAUACGUCCAUCUUUCCUCCUUACCUCGUAUCUCUUCACGUCCCUCCUUUUCGACGCUGCCCGGCUACGAACGGAAUGGCUUCUGUCUGUGAAUGUCGCGUAUGCGGCAGUGCUCUCUACUUCAACCGCUCUCAAGCUGGCCCUGCUAGUGCUGGAGAAUGUCGAGAAGAGGAGGAUCUUGGUAGACUCGAGCAAGGAACCGUCGACAGAGAGCACCAGCGGUCCCUUUAACCGCGGCUUUUUCAUCUGGCUCAACUCGCUGCUUAUUUCUGGUUGGGCUACCGUUUUGACAAUGCACGACCUCCCCGCUAUUUACGAGAAACUCUCUUCUGAGAAGCUGGCUGUUAUUUUCACAAAGCGAUGGGAUAAGGUCACCCGCGAUGGACCAAAGGCAUCCCUCUUUCUCAACACUGUCUGGAUCCUCAAGCUCGAAAUCGCCGGUAUUGCUCUUCCUCGAUUGGCUACGGUUGCCUUGACAAUUGCGCAGCCAUUCCUCGUAUCCCAAGCGCUACGAUUUCUCGCCAUGCCCAAGGACGAUCACUCUGAUAAUAUCGGCUACGGAUUGAUUGGUGCCUUUGCUCUUGUCUUUGUCGGAUCAGCUAUCUUGACGGCAUGGUACGAACAUCUCACCUUUCGAGUUGGCGCCAUGAUUCGAGGAGGCCUAAUUGGCCUGAUUUACCGCAAGAUGUUGAGGCUCUCGGCAAGCGAACUGAGCGAAUCUUCGGCUGUUACGCUUAUGGGCAAUGACAUUGAGACUCUAGCCGAGCGAGCAAACGCUUUGCUCAUCGAAGGCUGGGCUAACACACUUACCGUCGGUAUCGCCGUCUACAUGUUGUACGCACAGCUGGGCGCUGUCUGUGUUGCUCCCAUCGUUAUGGCUAUUGUAUCAAUUGUCUUGUGCUGGUUUAUUGGAAAAGUCUUGGUCAAACGCCAGACCGUUUACCAGAAGGCAACACAGGCUCGCAUCAACUUCACUUCUGAAGUGCUCGGCUCCAUUAAGGCCGUCAAGAUGCUGGGUUAUACUGAACGUUUUACUGACCUCCUUGAAGACAAACGUGACCAGGAUUUGAACGUUGGCAAACACUACCGACAAAUGAUUGUGUGGGCCAACACCGUCGGAAACGCAAACGUCAGUCUGACCCAGGCUGCUACCUUUGGCGCCUACGCCAUUGUCGCCAAACUCAGUGACAACCAGUCCUUCUCAGCAUCACAAGCUAUCACGGCGCUUUCUAUCCUUAACGUCAUGAUCAACCCUCUCAGCUUCCUCCUAGGCAACAUUUCGUCUGCUUAUGCUGCAUUUGGAUGUUUCAAGCGUAUCCAGGAGUUUCUCCUGCUUAACGAAAGAGUUGAUAGCCGCGAGAUCUGCGCACAACCGGGACUUUCAACGAAGAGCGAAGAAGUCGGAUCACAAAGAAGUAGUAUUGAGCUUCGCACGCUUGAUCGCGAUAACGAAAAAGGCGCCCGUGUCUCUAUUGCUGGAGGAGACUUUGCCUGGAAGGAGAAGAAAGUGUUGAGCAACAUUAGCGUGUCCUUUUCACAAGCACAAUCGGGAUCCCUCACCAUGAUUGUUGGUCCAAUUGGUUCCGGAAAGUCAAGUCUGCUCAAGGCCAUUCUUGGAGAAACAUCCUCGACCGGCGGAAAAGUCUCACUCUCGACACCCAGCAUCGCUUUCUGUGAUCAGACUCCUUGGGUGAUAAAUGCGACAAUCCGGGACAAUAUUGUGGCGGAAUCUGGGCACUUCGAGGACAAAUGGUUCGAUACGGUUGUUGAGGCUUGCGAUUUGACUCAGGAUUUUAGUCGGUUGCCAGAAGGAAUUGCGACAGUUGUUGGAGAUAAGGGAGUGAAGCUUAGCGGAGGCCAGAAACAACGACUUGCAAUCGCCCGUGCGAUAUACGCUCGAAAGCCGGUAGCCAUCUUUGACGACGUGUUUAGUGCACUGGAUAAGGCAACGGAACGCAUCGUAUUUGCUCGUGUAUUCAGCCAAGACGGUCUUCUCCGACGCAGUGGUGCAACAGUGAUUCUUGCCACACACUCUGUUCAUCUUCUGCCCAAUUCCGACCACAUCAUCGCCCUAGGCCAAGAUGGCCAAGUCAUCGAGCAAGGAUCUUUCGCAAAGCUUCAGGAGAGCGGCAAAUACGUCCAGAGUCUCGACGUCACGGAUCCUCACUCCGACAGCGACAGCGAAACUGCCUCCAAAAAGGACAUCGAAGAGACUGAGAAGAGCAAUGAGAGCAUCGAGGAGGAAGAAGUAGAACAAGAAAUGGAAGAGCAAGGGACGGUUUCAAGUGACCGCAGCACUUUCAAGUACUACUUUGGCGCAAUGCGGCCCCUAAGCUUGGCUGUUGGCGGUGCAUAUAUUGUUGGGCAGGCAUUUUCAUCGACUUUCAGAUCUGUUUGGCUUACCUGGUGGGGUGAUGGCCGAGGACGCUCGAGCAACGACGUCGGAUACUGGUUGAGCAUCUUUACCGUCAUGGCCGUCAUAGAGGCUGUCCUUAUCUCUCUGGCAAUCAUGCACUUUUUGAUUAUUCUUGGACCAGCAGUCAGCAAAAAGUUCCACAGCAGAAUCUUGAACGCAGUCAUGAAAUUUAGUCAAGACUUGCGUCUGGUAGACAUUGACCUUCCUGUGGCCCUCGCCAUCUUCCUUUUUGAUGUAUCAACUUGUAUCGGUGUGACGGGACUGGCAGUUGGAGCCGUCGGCUACUUCGCCGCCUCCCUGCCCUUUGUCAUCAUCGUCCUCCUCAUGAUCCAACGCUUCUAUGUCCGAACAUCCAAGCAGCUCCGUAUUCUAGAGAUCGAGCACAAAGCACCACUAUACUCCCACUUCCUCGAAUCCAUCAACGGCCUCGCCACAAUCCGCGCCUUUGGCUGGACUGUCCCCUACUCACACAAAAAUCUGUCUCUCCUCGACAACGCCCAAAAGCCCUCCUAUCUUCUCAACUGCAUCCAGCGAUGGCUCACCCUCGUGCUCGACCUCGUAGUCGCAGUUCUCACCGUUCUGCUCGUCGUCUUUGCUGUGGUUCUCAGGGGAAAGCUCAAUCCAUCCCUCCUUGGUGUUGCGCUUGUCAAUAUGAUGAACUUGGGUCUCAAUCUCAAGGGCAUUAUCCUUGCAUGGUCUCAGCUGGAAACGUCGCUCGGAGCUGUUACCCGCAUCAAGACCUUUGAAGAAACCACCCCUUCGGAACUGCUCCCCGAAGAAAGCUAUACGCCCCCUGAAGAAUGGCCUGCUCAAGGCUCUCUCGAAUUCGUCAACCUCUCCGUACAAUACGACUCAACCUCCCACCCCGUCCUCCAAAACAUCUCCAUUGCAAUCAAGCCCGGCCAAAAGCUCGGCCUCGUCGGCCGCAGCGGCAGCGGCAAAAGCUCCCUCAUCCAAGCCCUCUUCCGCAUGGCCAACACCCCCGCCGGCCAGAUCCUCCUCGACGACCAGGACAUCGCCGUGGUCCCCAAGCCCCUCAUCCGCCAGAAGCUCAGCUGCCUCACCCAAGAUCCUGUCCUCUUCACCAACACCAUCCGGUUCAAUGCCGAUCCCCUUGGAGUUCACUCUGACGAGGCUAUUGUCAGCGCUCUGCAGCGAGCUGCUAUCUGGGAUGUCAUCAUUUCUAAGAUCGACGCGGAUAAGAAUCCUCUUGAUGAGAAGAUGGACGAGAAUUUCUUCUCUCACGGACAGAGACAGCUGUUCUGUCUUGGAAGAGCUCUUCUUAAGAAGAGCAGCAUCCUCAUUCUCGACGAACCAACGAGCAAUAUCGACAACCAAACCGACGCCCAAAUCCAGGCUGUCAUCAAAUCAGAGUUCAAAGACCGCACGGUCAUUAUGAUUGCGCAUCGUCUCGACUCAUUACUCGAUUUCGAUACCAUCGCUGUUCUUGAAGAUGGAGCGCUGGCGGAGAUUGGUGCCCCGGAGGAACUGCUCUUGAAGGGCGGUGCUUUCUCGAAGCUUUACGCUUCUGAUAAAACAAACAAGAGGAGGAGUUCAGACGAAAUUUCACGAGAAUAAACGGUCCUCGCUGUACGAUUACGAG